Actinia tenebrosa (Australian red waratah sea anemone) is the source of this 1840-nucleotide messenger RNA. Its product is annotated as multifunctional protein ADE2. Gene Ontology annotation, molecular function: phosphoribosylaminoimidazolesuccinocarboxamide synthase activity. Lineage: Eukaryota; Metazoa; Cnidaria; Anthozoa; Actiniaria; Actiniidae. Gene Ontology annotation, biological process: 'de novo' IMP biosynthetic process. The record is from RefSeq and is a predicted model, not a curated record. Gene Ontology annotation, cellular component: cytosol.
GUUACCUUUAAGCUUCUUUAGUUCUACUUCACCAAACACGUUAGACACAAGACCCAUCCCUUUGUGUGAGUAGAAUUCAUUACCACAGUUUGUUACGAUGCCAGCACUUUCUUGCCCUCUACAAAUAAAGCAGAAAAUUUUGUUUCAAAUUCCAAGUACUUAGACCUAACUUGAAGGUCAUCUGAUUGGUUGAUCAUUGGCAUAAAUCUUCAUCUGUGUUAUGCACGAGGAUCGAAGAUAGAAGUUCAGAAGUCUUUAGACGAAUUCUUAAGUAUUUCUUACUUUAUUCCUCUCUCUUUGCGGAUUUGCUCGAGUGUUCUGGUAAUCUAAACGUUCAAGAUGGCAUCUAACGAAGAAAAACCAGCGUACGAACUGAAGUUGGGUGAAAAAAUAAUCGAGGGUAAAACCAAGAUUGUUUAUGCACUACCAGAAUCCCCUGAUGGCAAUUAUGUGCUUCUCAAGUCCAAGGAUAAAAUCACUGCUUUUGAUGCAACCCGCAAGAAUGACAUGUCUGGUAAAGCAGUCUUAAGUACUGCAACAGCAAGUGCUAUAUUUGAGCUGCUUAAUAAAUGUGGUAUCAAGACACAUUUUAUUAGGCGUUCUGAUUCAGAUCCUGAGGCGUUUGUGGGUAUACGUUGUGAGAUGAUCCUUCUGGAAGUGGUCACUCGUAGAAUUGCGACAGGGUCUUUUCUGAAGAGGUAUUCUGGUGUGAAAGAAGGUUAUAGGUUUACGCCAGUGAAGCUGGAAAUGUUCUUGAAGGACGAUGCUCAGCACGAUCCUUUCUGGACUUAUGAACAAUGCGUUGAAGCAGGCUUUGUGUUUGGUGGAAGAACAAUUGGCAAGCGUGAGUUAGAUAUGAUGGGCGAGACAGCUAUUGCAGUCUUUGAAAUCAUCGAAAGAGCUUGGGCUACCUUAGACGUUGCAUUGGUAGAUAUGAAGAUAGAGUUUGGGGUGAAUGCCAAGACAGGAGAGAUCUUCCUUGCCGAUGUGAUUGACAAUGACUCAUGGCGCAUAUGGCCCAGUGGUGACAAGAGGCUCAUGCGAGAUAAACAGUUUUAUAGAAACUUGCCAGAAGUCACGCCCGAAGCCUUGGAACAAGUUAAGAAAAACUAUUCUUGGGUAGCAACAGAAAUUCAGAAGAUGACUACACACCAACCAGGACAUGUUGUCAUCUUCAUGGGUUCCCCAAGUGAUCUUGACCACUGUAAAAAGAUUGAAGCAGCUCUAAAGGUGUUCAACCUUUCCUGUGACCUUCGAAUCUGCUCAGCUCACAAAGGAACUGAAGAUGCACUCAAAGUACUAAAGGUGUACGAGGGACAAGGAGAACCACUAGUUAUCAUUGCCGUAGCUGGACGUAGUAAUGGUCUUGGUCCUGUGUUGUCUGGAAAUAGCUCAUUUCCAGUCAUUAAUUGCCCACCUGUAUCCAGCCAAUGGGGUGCUGAAGAUGUGUGGUCUUCCAUGCGACUGCCUUCUGGACUUGGCUGCACAACUGCACUGAAUCCAGAUGGAGCUGCUGCUGCAGCCGCACAGAUCCUAGGUCUCCAUGAUCAUAUUGUCUGGGGUAGCUUACGUGCAAAGAGGCUGAACAUGGCUAUCAGUCUCAGUGAUGCUGAUGCAAAUCUUAGAAAGAAAAAAUAAACUUGACAACAUAGUUAUGAUAACGAACCGUUCAAUUACAGCUGUAAAACAAGACAUUUGCUUCAAUGUUUUUGUAAGCCUUUUAGGACCAUUUAUUUGUAGUUAAACUGUUAAACCUUGCUGUGUAUAACAAUAUUCAUCUGUACAGACAUGUACAGUACUGGCAUCAUAAAAUAAGGUAAAAAUAAAGUUAAAAUAAAAA